Penicillium coprophilum is the source of this 1179-nucleotide messenger RNA. RefSeq lists its product as uncharacterized. Lineage: Eukaryota; Fungi; Ascomycota; Eurotiomycetes; Eurotiales; Aspergillaceae. The transcript has a single exon. The coding region runs from base 1 to 1179 and encodes 392 amino acids. The record is from RefSeq and is a predicted model, not a curated record.
AUGCACAAAGCCCUAGAGCCCAAUGUACCGCGAUCGGACGCGUUACUAGCUCUUCUUCUGGGGUAUCUGCCUGCCUUAGAACGUCUCGAGAUUCCGAUGGACAGUGAAGAUCCACCCCGCGACCCUUUCAUCACAGACUGGAGCCUGAUUGAACGCGUUUUGAUCUGUAUGGCCGGUAUACGUUCGAUGCACAGCAGUGAAAAUGAAAUGACACUUACGCUGCCUAAACUCACUCACCUGAAAGCUGAUGUCGACGGAAACUUCCCCUCGGCUGAUUUUGAAUGGCUUAUGGUGCUUCUUCGGAUUCCCACGUUGACUCAUGUAUUCGGCACCAAAUGGACCAAUAAACCACAAUGGUUGCGGCCCGCAUAUCGCAAAUUUCAUCACCUCAUUCACAUCGAACUUCGCGAUUGCACCUUUGAUGCCAUAAACCUUCGAAGAUUUCUGAGACUAGCACAUAAAUUGGAAACAUUUGUCUACGAACGCGGGUGGGCGAAGAGGAAAGAAUGGGUCUUGAGAUCUGCGGAACUCAGCAAUGCGCUUCAAUACACAUCUCGGACCCUGACCCGCCUCGAACUGUCAUUUAAUAGAAGCGCCCAAAAGGUAUACCCAGACUUGUACCUUCAACCUCUCAAUCUGACGGGGCUUCGCCAUCUGAAGAGACUGCGAAUAUCAGCCGGCUAUCUUGUCCAGACGCAAAGGAAGAUGUCACUUUUUGAAGGUCGUUACUGGACGCUAAUUGACCGCCACGGAAUCUACAACAGCGCACAGCCUUUGUACAAGCUACUUCCGGAGUCACUUGAAGAGCUGCACGUCUUCCAAAUUAACGAUGGGCCUGAGUUUUUCCUACUGCGUGAAAAGCUGUGUGAAAGUCUCUACGGCAGAGCAUCACCUUUUCUUCCGGAGGAUCACCGAUUUGAACACCUCAAGGAGAUCAAAAUUGAGGCACCCUUUGAGGACAAAGGCUUGCUCUUAUUUCAACCAUUAUCCGCAAUCACGCAUCGGGCUGGAGUGAAGUUGACAACAAUUGAAAACUCCGCCGAUUACGUCAGAUCCUGGAUUACCGGAGACACAAAAGUAUCAUGCGCAGACAAAAAGAUUGAUUGGGGGUUUGAUGGCGAGAUUCAGUGGGCACAUCCAUUCACUCGACGAGGGGAGGUGAAUUACGACCUCGAUUAA